AUGGUUGUUGCUAUUGUAAUUCUGCUUCAAUUCUUCAUUUCAAUGGAGACCGUAAUGGCUUCACCAUCAUUCUUUGACAGAGUUAUACAACUUCCAAGUCAACCUCCUGUAAACUUUCAGCAAUAUUCAGGUUAUGUCACUUUAGAUGAUAAGAAACAAAGGGCAUUGUUUUAUUACUUAGUUGAAGCAGAAUUCAAUCCAGCUUCUGAACCUUUAGUUGUCUGGUUAAAUGGAGGUCCUGGUUGUUCUUCUCUUGGAGUUGGAGCAUUCUCUGAGAAUGGACCUUUUAGGCCUAAUGGAAAUGUGCUUGUGAGAAAUGAGUAUAGUUGGAACAAAGAAGCAAACAUGUUAUACUUGGAAACACCAGUUGGAGUUGGGUUUUCUUAUACUGCUGAGACUACUUCAGAGGAUGAUGAUACUGCCACCAUUAGUGAUAAGAUUACAGCUAGAGACAAUCUUGUGUUUCUGCAACGCCGGUUUCUCAAUUUUCCACAGUACAAGCAUAGAGAUUUGUUCAUUACAGGAGAAAGUUACGCAGGCCAUUACAUUCCGCAACUAGCCGAGCUCAUGAUUCAGUUCAACAAGAAGGACAAGUUGUUCAAUCUCAAAGGAAUUGCAUUGGGAAACCCAGUUUUAGAAUUUGCUACGGAUUUCAAUUCAAGAGCGGAGUUCAUUUGGUCUCAUGGGUUGAUAUCUGAUUCUACAUACAAACUUUUCACUUCAGCUUGUAACUACUCGAGAUAUGUGAGUGAGUACUACAGAGGCCAUGUUUCACCUGUUUGUUCAAGGGUUAUGAGUCAAGUAACAAAAGAAACAAGUAGAUUCGUCAACGGAUACGAUGUUACACUGGAUGUUUGUAUACCAUCAGUGCUCUCACAAUCCAAAAUCAUUAACCCCCAAGUGAUUGGUAGUAAGAUAGAUGUAUGUGUCGAUGAUGAGACGGUGAACUAUUUGAACAGAAAAGAUGUUCAGUUUGCAUUCCAUGCUCGUCUUGCAGGAGUUGAUAAAUGGACUGCUUGCAACAGCUCACUGGAUUAUGAGUUACUUGAUUUAGAGAUACCUGUAAUCUCCAUUGUGGGUUCCAUUGUCAAGGCCGGAAUACCUGUUCUGGUUUACAGAGAUUGGAAGAAUCGGUGGGGUGAGGGGGUGGGGGGUGAAGCUAUCCUGCUCAGAUCUUCUAUUUUGAAGCAACUCUUAGCAGAAAAGGCUCCAAGGGGGUAG
Molecule: messenger RNA, 1221 nt
Organism: Papaver somniferum (opium poppy)
Lineage: Eukaryota; Viridiplantae; Streptophyta; Magnoliopsida; Ranunculales; Papaveraceae
Product: serine carboxypeptidase-like 45
Exons: 9
Coding region: 1-1221 (406 amino acids)
Biological process (GO): proteolysis
Cellular component (GO): vacuole
Molecular function (GO): serine-type carboxypeptidase activity
Source: RefSeq, a predicted model, not a curated record